Emiliania huxleyi CCMP1516 is the source of this 1119-nucleotide messenger RNA. RefSeq lists its product as hypothetical. The record is from RefSeq and is a predicted model, not a curated record. Gene Ontology annotation, molecular function: calcium channel activity; calcium, potassium:sodium antiporter activity. Gene Ontology annotation, biological process: calcium ion transmembrane transport; intracellular calcium ion homeostasis. Gene Ontology annotation, cellular component: membrane. The transcript is spliced from 3 exons. Lineage: Eukaryota; Haptophyta; Isochrysidales; Noelaerhabdaceae. Bases 1 to 1119 code for a protein of 372 amino acids.
AUGCUCCACCUUCACCUCUGUUGGGACGUCGAGGACCUGUGCUUCGACCUCAUCGACCACCACCCACUUGGCAUCGCGGUCGAGCUCGUGAUCGCCGUGUACUCUUUCGUCGGCAUCGCCGCGACCGCCGACGGCCCGCUGGCACAGAGCCUCGAGACUCUGUGCCAGCGAUGGCGCGUGCCUGAGGAUGUGGCGGGUGCAUCCUUCAUGGCGUUCGGCGGGUCGGCGCCCGAGAUCAUCGUCGCGGCGGUCUCCACGAUGAAGGCCUCCGUGGCGAUGCAAGGCCACCACCGGACGGCGCUCGACGCCGAGGCGCACUCAGCCUACGCGACGAGCCUCGGCAUCUCCUCUGUGGUUGGCUCCGGCAUGCUCGCCUUCACGCUGAUCCCGGGCCUCUGCGCGCUCGUCGUGCCGCGCACCCUGCGCCUCAAGCGCAGGCCCGUCGUGCGGGACGCCGCCGGCUACCUGCUCUCGCUCGCGCUGCUCCACCGCUGCGUCCUGCGCGGGCACGCCUCGUUUGGCGCGGCGCUGCAGAUGCUGGUGCUGUACGGAGGCUACCUGGCGGUCACCGCCGUGGCGCCCCGCCUGCGAGAGAGCUACCGCGCGUCCGGCUUGAGCGAGCGCUGGAGCCGCAACUGCCCCGACUGCGAGCUCGGCGGAGAGGGCGAGCCGCUGUACCCGCUCACGCUGACGGUGGCCUUUGCGUGGCUGUCGGUCUUCUCGUUCGCCCUCUCCGCCGCCGUGACCCGCUGGGGCACGCUCCUAAAUCUGCCUCCCUCGGUGAUGGGUGUCUACGUCAUCGCGGUCGGGGCGCAGGUUCCCGACACGCUGCAAGCGGUCGCGGUGGCGCGGCGCGGGCUCGGCUCGAUGGCGGUGGCCAGCGCCGUCGGCUCGCAAGUCAUCAACGUCCUCGUCGGGCUCGGCCUGCCGUGGCUCCUCUCCAGCAGCGCUGGCCCGGUGCUCGCCUACCUCGCCGUCCUCAUCGCCCCCACCGCCCCGAGUUGGUGCAGCCGCGGCCACGCGCGCCUCGGCCGCGCGCAAGGCAAGCUGCUCAUCGGCUGCUACGCCGGCCUCGUCGCGCUCCACGCCGUCCGCGCCCAGAUGUCCGCCGACUGGUGA